AUGGGCUCCCCGCUGGGCUCCGCCCUCCCCCGCGGCCUGCAGCGGGCCGGCCCCGGAGGGGUGCCCCUGACCGACGUGGUCGUGCGCGUGACGGGCGCGGAGGCGAAGUGCGCCGAAACGGCGGCGAACGCGGCGGCCGCUGCAGUGGAGGCCGCGGUGCAGAAGGCCGUGCAGGAGGGGCCCGGACUGACGCUGCUUGAGCCCGUCGCCGAUCUGGAGCUCGACGUUCCCCUCAGCUUCGUGGAGAUGGUUCGGGAGGAUCUGCAGCACCACCGGCGGGGACAGGUGUGGGACGCUCGGGAUGCCGAAGAGGGUCACCAGCUCAUCGAGGCCGAGGCCCCGGUCCGCGAGAUUCUGGACUACGCGGCGCAGUUGCAGAAGCUCACAGAUGGCCAGGGCGUGUAUUCUUGGCAGCGGCGCAUGCUCGGAACGGGGUCUGAGGCGGUGUACGAGCUGCUCUUCUUGUUGUUCCUGAGGGCAUGGCCAGAGAUGGAGAUGUGCCAGGGGGUGCGCCUCCUGCUCGCCCUGUUGCUGCGGUCGCGGUCGAUUUGCCGUGGGCGGCUGCGGGACCUGGGUCGCCUCGCCUUGUGGAUCUCCGGGAUGAAGAAGCGACUCUUCGUGGGCACGGAGUUUUUUGUAGACCGGAAGGCCCGAGGGCCCCCGGGCCGCGCCGCCAUGGGCGCCCGGCGGGCCCGGCGCGGGCCCGCGCUGCUCCUGGCGGCGGCGGCGCUGCGCGGCGCGGCGCGGCCGGAGGAGGGCCGGGGCGGCCUCGAGGAGGUGGAGGCGGAGGAGGGGCUGGAGGAGUUCGACCUGAGUCCGGAGGAGAGCAGGACAUGCUGGCGCGCCCUCACGACGCCGAGGGCCGGCGGGUGGAGCGGGAGCUGCUGGAGCACGAGCUGGGGCCCGGCUGCCUCUCGGUGGCGGAGUCCCUGGAGAGGGAGGUCGGGCUGUUCGACGAUCGGCAGAUGGACGACGAGGGGCGGCAGACUCUGGCCAGGACUGAGGAUGGCCGAGCUCGCGAAGAGCCUCUGGGCCGACGCGGGCGGCUCCGCCGUCGAGAGGAGAUUUCUGAAGAAGCUGACCCAGGUUCAGACUGGCAGCGACGACGCCUCGUUCGGCGCUCAGGCCGCGCCAUUGCUGGGCCCCGACGCCCCCUUCCCCUUCGUCGUCGGGCCGGGGGAGCAGGCGCCCCGCGUGCGGUGGCGCGACCUGAUGCCGGAGUGCAUGUACGACAGGACGGUGCGGGAUGUGGCCAUUCGCGUCCACGAGGAGAAGAACGAUGAGCCGAUCCCGCUGCAGUGCGUGGUCGGCCCCGCCGUCCCCAUCGCGUUCUUUGCCUUGUGCGUGACCUGGAUGGCGUGGGAGGCUGUGCCUGUCUUCGCGCAGACAUUGUCCAAGCCACCCACCAGCGACUUGCAGUUCCAUUGGGCGAAUUGGUACUGCGAGACCUUUGCGAUGGUGUUCUGGGGAGCAGUCCUGUGGGCGAUGGUCUGCUUGGACUUCCGCUGUGCGAAGUAUGCCUGGAUCCCACAGUUGCAACUGACCACCCAUUUCUCUGUGUUGGGAUUCAAGACCAAGUGGAGCACGUUCCUCGUCGUUGAGUCCGUCGUGUCCUUCAUCGGAAAGGUCGACCUAAUCACGAGCGGUUUGUUCCUCGCAGCGGCCCAGGAAGUGGCCAACGAGCAAACUCACCUCGGAAGCCAGGUGCACUGCGUCUGGUCGGAAAUUCACCCAUGGAGCCCGUUAUCUCUGGUCGGUCUCGUAAGUGUCUCGUGGUGGGCGAUGUUGCUCCAGCCUGCGUUCCUUAUUGUGAAAGCGAUGCCGGCUCAGACUCUGAGGUAUUGGUUCAACAGUCUGGGCGGAGAUCGCGGGGAGCGGUGGUGGCAGUCCAUCAAAAGGUGUCGGAGGUGGAAGAACGACCGGGGGAGUGAAGACCCACAACGCUACGACGUGGAAAGUUACGAGGUGCGGUAUUUGGAAGCAACCAGUGAAUCUGCCCUGGCGUUCAUGGACAAGAGGGCGAACGACCACAGCAGGGGCCACUACUACCCCACUUUGCUCUGCAGCGGCGAUGAGAUGAGCAGCCAUUCCACCGCUUUCUGGCCGCUGGCGGAUGCCUCUCGCAUGCAGCUCGCCACCACGAUGCGCAGCGAGUACACCCGGCUCUUGGUUCGGGCGUGCCUAGACCGCGGCAACGAGAAGUCAGCAGGCGGUCACAUGAAGCGUCAGAUGGAAUCCAUAAUCGUCAAGGUAUUCUUCUCGGGAAUUGUCCAGGCAUUGUUCCAGUUGAAUCUGUCGCUGGAGCUACUGAACAUGGCACGCGCUGUCACUGGCGAAUUCCCGAGGACUGCGGGCCUUGCUGCUUUUGUGACGCUUGUAAACAUCAUGAAGACACUGAAGGAUGCUUUUAAGGUUCAUGCAUGGAUUUCCAAACACGACCUGAGCGCAUUCAGGGAGGUGGAGCGGCGUAAUGCGCUGAGGCGCCGCACGAUCCAGCUGCGGUGUGUGAUUGUUCUGCACACAGUGCUGAUGUUCGCCACUGCGAUUAAGCUCUGGUUGGUAAUGCAGCCACUCUUAGAUCCUAGCAUCUGUCCGCAAGGCCUCUUCCAGUUUGAUGCUCUCGGCUGCGUAAAAUUGCCGCCGAAGUGCUUGUACGGUGCUUGAGGCUCAUACCACCCUGAAGAUUAUGCAGUUCGAGAUCCAUCCUGUUGCGGCCCCUGUCCCAUUCAAUUGUUAUUACGCCAGGGUGGUAGGCACAGGUUACGGGCCGCUUUGUAGACACGUAUUUGCGGCAGGGUUUUGUGCAGGGUGGGCGUUUCGCCCCGUUGCGUGAGAAUCAGGAUGUUUGUAUGCCUGUCUGCUUGAGUGCCUAGGUGUAGAUUUGUGCACACUAGCUCAGGCAUGUCAUGGCCACAGUCAAUCCUCACAGAACUCGAGAGCUGGCGCAGCGCGCCCCUGAAA
Molecule: messenger RNA, 2961 nt
Organism: Prorocentrum cordatum
Lineage: Eukaryota; Dinophyceae; Prorocentrales; Prorocentraceae
Source: the annotation of a GenBank genome assembly